AUGGGGUCCACUGCUUCCAGAGGUGUGGGCAGGUCCAAAUUCUCUCAGCUCUGGGGCCGGCAUGCGGCCACAGAUGAGUUCUGGGACCCAGACGAGGAUGGUUUUGACUACCUCCAAAGUCUUGCAGGUGCAUGCACCGUGCCGGAGCUGAUCAAAGCACUCAGAGACCCAGACACGGAUGUGCGCUGGAGAGCUGCAAGAGCUUUGGGUCGCAAGAAGUUAUCGUCAGCAGCUAUAGCUUUGCCGCAGCUAAUUCUGGCGCUCAAGGACGAAAACUGGCAGGUACAGGAGAGCGCCGCAGAGACCCUGGGCCUGAUGGGUCUUGCGGCUGCUCAGGCUGUGCCGCAGCUGAGCAUGGCUCUCCAAGACAGAGUAGAAGAUGUGCGGCGGACGGCCUUGCAGGCCUUGGGCAGAAUGGGUCCUGAAGCAGCCGGUGCCGUACCACACUUGAUAGAAGCGCUUGACGACCAACAAUGGCAAGUGCGCAAGGACACAGCGCAAAUCUUGGGCAGGAUGGAUGCCUUGGGCAGAGUGGGUCCUGCAGCAGCAACAGCCGUACCGCAGCUGAUCGAAGCUCUCAUGGACAUAGACGACGCUUCUGUGCACACAUCUGCCAUAAAAGCCCUGGGCAUGAUGGGUCCUGCGGCAGCUGGAGCUGUGCCGCAGCUAAUAGAAGCACUCAGAGACAAAAGACAAAUUGUCCGUGAAAGGGCAGUGAAGGCCUUGUACUACAUGGGUCCCGCGGGAGCUGAAGCCGUACCGCAGCUGAUCGAAGCACUCUCAGAUCAUGACUUGCUGGUGUGGUUGAGUGCUGCAGAAACCUUGUGCAAGAUGGGGCAUCUUGCUGCUGCUGCUGAAGCUUUGUCGCAACUGAUCAAAGCCCUCAAAGACGAAGAUAGGUUUGUUCGCACAGCUGCAGCAAGAACUUUGGGCCGCAUUGGUCCCGUAGCAGCCAGAGCUGUGCCGCAGCUAGUGGAAGCGCUCAAAGACAAGUAUGAGCAGGUGCGGCAGUGUGCAGCCGAUGCCUUGGCUAAAAUGGGGCCGGCAGCGUCUGAGGCUUUGCCUCAGCUGAUCGAAGCACUCAACGACACAGAAUGGACUGUGCGCUCGUGCGUUGCAGAGGCUCUGCAUAAAGUUGGUUAUAAAGCGGCCGAACCUCUGCCACAGCUCAUUAAGGCGCUCGGGGACGAAAAUGAGAAGGUGCGCCAGAGGGCCAUCGAGGCCUUGGGAAGCAUGGGUCCGGCAGCAGCUGAAGCAGUGCCUCAGCUGAUAGAAACGCUUGAUGACCAACGAUAG
Symbiodinium pilosum is the source of this 1296-nucleotide messenger RNA. Lineage: Eukaryota; Dinophyceae; Suessiales; Symbiodiniaceae. The record is from the annotation of a GenBank genome assembly.